Molecule: messenger RNA, 1179 nt
Organism: Necator americanus (New World hookworm)
Lineage: Eukaryota; Metazoa; Nematoda; Chromadorea; Rhabditida; Ancylostomatidae
Exons: 2
Coding region: 1-1179 (392 amino acids)
Source: RefSeq, a predicted model, not a curated record
AUGGACAACAUCGACGAAGAAUAUGACCGGCUCGUUGAGCACCUUCACCACUGCGCGGAGAAGACUGAGAGUUCUAAAACCACCAAGAGACGCCUGUCUCUUGAAACUCUUGAGCUGAUACACCAGCGUGGAGCAGCACGAGCCGCAGGGAACCAAGAACUCACGUCCGUGCUCGCAAGGCUUUGCAGAGAGGCGAUAAAGGAAGACCUUAAAGAGAGAAGAGUAGAAGUGCUGGCUGAGGCCGCAGAGGCGGGGAAAAGCAUCCGCUAUGCCCGUCGAGACUUCGCCAGUCGCAAGACAAGGAUGACUGCUCUCCGGAACCCAGAGGGAACAACCAUUGCAUCGAGAAGGGGGAUGGAGAAAAUCAUCUACGACUUCUACCCUGAUCUCUUCGACAGCCAUGUCCACUUGCCUCCUCACCAUCUGAGGGAAGACGGACAUGUCAUUCCAGAGGUUCUCCCAUCCGAAAUACGACAUGCCAUCAUGUCGGUAAGAAAUCGUACGGCACCCGGUCCUGACAGAGUAAGACCAGAACACCUGAAGAACCUUCCGCCAGUACUCAUCAACACCCUGGGGAGGCUCUUUACUCGUUACCUGUCGGAAUGCAAGAAUCCUAAACAGUGGAAGACCAGCAAGACCGUGUUGCUGUAUAAAAAGGGAGAUGCACAUAACAUCGGCAACUAUCGCCCAAUCUGCUUGCUGAUUGAAAAAGUCUUGGAUGAGGGACAGCCAUGCGAGCAAGCAGGGUUUCGAAAAGGAUUUAGCACGAUUGACCACAUUCAUACUGUUUCGAAACUCAUCGAGGUAUCACGAGAGUACAAGAUGCCGCUCUGUCUCACCUUCAUCGACUUGAAGAAGGCCUUCGACUCAGUUGAGACGAAAGCGGUCGUGGAAGCCUUGGACAACCAAGACGUCCCUACUCAGUACAUAAAGGUACUUCGAGAGUUGUACAGUAACUUCACGACCGGAAUUUCGCCAUUCUACAAGAACAUCAUCAUUGACGUGAAGAGGGGGGUCCGACAGGGUGAUACAAUUUCACCCAAAAUAUUCACAGCCACCCUCGAGAACGCAAUGCGAAAGGUGGAAUGGGACGACAUGGGAGUGAAGAUUGAUGGUCGGCAGCUACACCAUUUGCGCUUUGCUGAUGACAUCGUACCGAUAACACCUAGCAUCAGCUAA